Molecule: messenger RNA, 2121 nt
Organism: Phaethon lepturus (White-tailed tropicbird)
Lineage: Eukaryota; Metazoa; Chordata; Aves; Phaethontiformes; Phaethontidae
Product: calpain-1 catalytic subunit
Exons: 20
Biological process (GO): proteolysis
Cellular component (GO): cytoplasm
Molecular function (GO): calcium-dependent cysteine-type endopeptidase activity; calcium ion binding
Source: RefSeq, a predicted model, not a curated record
AGGAGCUGAAAGUAGUGCUGCCGGUGCCCAGCCAUGAUGCCCUUUGGUGGGAUGGCUGCCCGUCUGCAGAGGGACCGCCUGAGAGCCGAGGGGGUUGGCCAACACAACAACGCCAUCAAGUACCUCAACCAGGACUAUGAGGCCCUCAAACAGGAGUGCAUUGAGAGCGGCACCCUCUUUAGGGACCCCCAGUUCCCAGCUGGCCCCUCUGCCCUUGGAUUCAAGGAGCUGGGGCCACACUCAAGCAAGACACGGGGGGUGGAGUGGAAGCGUCCAUCGGAAUUAGUGGAUGACCCUCAGUUCAUCGUUGGUGGUGCAACCCGGACAGACAUCUGCCAGGGGGCUCUGGGUGACUGCUGGCUGCUGGCUGCCAUCGGCUCCCUCACGCUCAAUGAGGAGCUCCUGCACCGCGUGGUGCCCCACGGGCAGAGCUUCCAGGAAGAUUAUGCCGGCAUCUUCCACUUCCAGAUCUGGCAGUUUGGUGAGUGGGUGGACGUGGUGGUGGAUGACCAGCUGCCCACCAAGGACGGGGAGCUUCUGUUCGUGCACUCGGCAGAGUGCACUGAGUUCUGGAGUGCUCUGCUGGAGAAGGCCUAUGCCAAGCUGAACGGCUGCUACGAGUCGCUCUCGGGGGGCAGCACCACCGAGGGCUUCGAGGACUUCACCGGCGGCGUGGCAGAGAUGUACGACCUUAAGCGGCCGCCGCGCAACAUGGGCCACAUCAUCCGCAAGGCGCUGGAGAGGGGGUCCCUGCUGGGCUGCUCCAUCGACAUCACAAGUGCCUUUGAUAUGGAAGCGGUGACCUUCAAGAAGCUGGUGAAGGGCCACGCCUAUUCUGUCACAGCCUUCAGAGAUGGGAACUACCGGGGGCAGCAGGAACAGCUCAUUCGCAUCAGGAACCCCUGGGGUCAGGUGGAGUGGACCGGAGCCUGGAGCGAUGGCUCCUCUGAGUGGAACAACAUUGACCCUGGCGACAGGGAAGAGCUGCAGCUGAAGAUGGAGGAUGGAGAGUUCUGGAUGUCUUUCCGGGACUUCAUGAGGGAGUUCUCCAGGCUGGAGAUCUGCAACCUGACCCCCGAUGCCCUCACCAAGGACGAGCUCAGCAGGUGGCACACGCAAGUGUUUGAGGGCACGUGGCGCCGGGGGAGCACUGCGGGGGGCUGCAGGAAUCACCCAGCCACGUUCUGGAUCAACCCCCAGUUUAAAAUCAAGCUGCUGGAAGAGGAUGAUGACCCUGGGGACGAUGAGGUGGCCUGCAGCUUCCUGGUGGCUCUGAUGCAGAAACACCGUCGGCGAGAGAGGCGGGUCGGGGGUGACAUGCACACCAUUGGCUUCGCUGUCUACGAGGUUCCUGAGGAGGCGCAGGGCAGCCAGAGCGUACACUUGAAGAAGGACUUCUUCCUGCGAAACCAGUCACGGGCACGGUCUGAGACCUUCAUCAACCUGCGGGAGGUGAGCAACCAGAUCCGGCUGCCCCCCGGCGAGUACAUCGUUGUGCCCUCCACCUUCGAGCCGCACAAGGAGGCCGACUUCAUCCUGCGGGUCUUCACGGAGAAGCAGUCGGACACGGCGGAGCUGGACGAGGAGAUCUCAGCUGAUCUGGCAGAUGAGGCAAUAACUGAGGAUGACAUAGAGGACGGCUUCAAGAACAUGUUCCAGCAGCUGGCAGGGGAGGACAUGGAAAUCAGUGUCUUCGAGCUCCGGACUAUUCUGAACAGAGUCAUCGCUAGGCACAAAGAUCUGAAGACGGAUGGGUUCAGCCUGGACUCCUGCCGCAACAUGGUCAACCUGAUGGAUAAAGAUGGCAGUGCCCGCCUUGGGCUGGUGGAGUUCCAGAUCCUGUGGAACAAGAUCCGGAGCUGGCUGACGAUCUUCCGCCAGCACGACCUGGAUAAGUCAGGCACCAUGAGCUCCUAUGAGAUGCGCAUGGCUCUAGAGUCAGCUGGUUUCAAGCUGAACAACAAGCUGCAUCAGGUGGUGGUGGCCCGCUACGCAGACGCUGACAUGGGUGUGGACUUCGACAACUUUGUCUGCUGCCUUGUGAAGCUGGAGGCCAUGUUCAGGUUCUUCCACAGCAUGGACCCCGAAGGCACUGGCACCGCUGUCAUGAACCUCUCUGAG